ACUACCCAGCCUCAAUUUUGUAUUUGGAAAGCCCAAAACACUCAGCUCAAAGGCUCUGCGAGUUUUCUGUUGCCUUCUCUCUGUCUCAGAGGACUCCAUCUAUAGAACCACUCUAUGCCUUCAAGAAAGGUAUUUUAAGCACUGGGACACAUUUCGAUAAUUUCAAUGUCAUUGGGUCCCUUCUCAGGCUGAUCCUGGUCUAUCUCUGACUCUCUUCUCCUCCACCAGACCUCUUUUAUUCCAUUUUGAAAGAAAACUGAAAAUGGUGUUUUCAAUGUGGACACGGAAGAGACAAAUUUUGAUCUUUUUAAAUAUGAUCUUAGUUUCUAGAGUCUUUGGGUUUCGAUGGUUUCCUAAAACUCUACCUUGUGAUGUUGAACUAGAUAUCCCAAAGGCCCAUGUGAUUGUGGACUGCACAGACAAGCAUUUGACAGAAAUCCCUGAGGGUAUUCCCACUAACACCACCAAUCUCACCCUUACCAUCAACCACAUACCAAGCAUCUCUCCAGAUUCCUUCCGUAGGCUGAACCAUCUGGAAGAAAUCGAUUUAAGAUGCAAUUGUGUACCUGUUCUACUGGGGUCCAAAGCCAAUGUGUGUACCAAGAGGCUGCAGAUUAGACCUGGAAGCUUUAGUGGACUCUCUGACUUAAAAUCCCUUUACCUGGAUGGAAACCAACUUCUGGAGAUACCGCAGGAUCUGCCAUCCAGCCUACAGCUUCUGAGCCUUGAGGCUAACAACAUCUUCUCCAUCACGAAGGAGAAUCUAACAGAACUGGUUAACAUUGAAGCACUCUACCUGGGUCAAAACUGUUAUUAUCGAAAUCCUUGCAAUGUUUCCUAUUCUAUUGAAAAAGAUGCUUUCCUAGUUAUGAGAAAUUUGAAGGUUCUCUCACUAAAAGAUAACAAUGUCACAGCUGUCCCCACCACUUUGCCACCUAAUUUACUAGAGCUCUAUCUUUAUAACAAUAUCAUUAAGAAAAUCCAAGAAGAUGAUUUUAAUAACCUCAAUGAGUUGCAAGUUCUUGACCUAAGUGGAAAUUGCCCUCGAUGUUAUAAUGUCCCAUAUCCGUGUACACCUUGUGAAAAUAAUUCCCCCUUACAGAUCCCUGACAAUGCUUUCAAUUCAUUGACAGAAUUAAAAGUUUUACGUUUGCACAGUAAUUCUCUUCAGCAUGUGCCCCCAACAUGGUUUAAAAACAUGAGAAACCUCCAGGAACUAGACCUCUCUCAAAACUACUUGGCCAGAGAAAUUGAGAAGGCCGAAUUUUUGCAUUUUCUUCCCAACCUUGUUGAGUUGGAUUUUUCUUUCAAUUAUGAGCUGCAGGUCUACCAUGCAUCUAUAACUUUACCACAUUCACUCUCUUCAUUGGAAAACUUGAAAAUUCUGCGUGUCAAGGGGUAUGUCUUUAAAGAGCUGAAAAACUCCAGUCUUUCUGUAUUGCACAAGCUUCCCAGGCUGGAAGUUCUUGACCUUGGCACUAACUUCAUAAAAAUUGCUGACCUCAACAUAUUCAAACAUUUUGAAAACCUCAAACUCAUAGACCUUUCAGUGAAUAAGAUAUCCCCUUCAGAAGAGUCAAGAGAAGUUGGCUUUUGUCCUAAUGCUCAAACUUCUGUAGACCGUCAUGGGCCCCAGGUCCUUGAGGCCUUACACUAUUUCCGAUAUGAUGAAUAUGCACGGAGCUGCAGGUUCAAAAACAAAGAGCCACCUUCUUUCUUGCCUUUGAAUGCAGACUGCCACAUAUAUGGGCAGACCUUAGACUUAAGUAGAAAUAACAUAUUUUUUAUUAAACCCUCUGAUUUUCAGCAUCUUUCAUUCCUCAAAUGCCUCAACUUAUCAGGAAACACCAUUGGCCAAACUCUUAAUGGCAGUGAACUCUGGCCGUUGAGAGAGUUGCGAUACUUAGACUUCUCCAACAACCGGCUUGAUUUACUCUACUCAACAGCCUUUGAAGAGCUCCAGAGUCUUGAAGUUCUGGAUCUAAGUAGUAACAGCCACUAUUUUCAAGCAGAAGGAAUUACUCACAUGCUAAACUUUACCAAGAAAUUACGGCUUCUGGAGAAACUCAUGAUGAAUGAUAAUGACAUCUCUACUUCGGCCAGCAGGACCAUGGAAAGUGACUCUCUUCGAAUUCUGGAAUUCAGAGGCAACCAUUUAGAUGUUCUAUGGAGAGCCGGUGAUAACAGAUACUUGGACUUCUUCAAGAAUUUGUUCAAUUUAGAGGAAUUAGAUAUCUCCAGAAAUUCCCUGAAUUCCUUGCCUCCUGAGGUUUUUGAGGGUAUGCCGCCAAAUCUAAAGAAUCUCUCCUUGGCCAAAAAUGGGCUCAAAUCUUUCCCUUGGGACAGUCUCCAGUUACUGAAGCAUUUGGAAAAUUUGGACCUCAGCCACAACCAGCUGACAAAAGUACCUGAGAGAUUGGCCAACUGUUCCAAAAGUCUCACAAAACUGAUUCUUAAGAAUAAUCAAAUCAGGCAGUUGACAAAAUAUUUUCUAGAAGAUGCUUUGCAAUUGCGCUAUCUAGACAUCAGUUCAAAUAAAAUCCAGGUCAUUCAGAAGACUAGCUUCCCAGAAAAUGUCCUCAACAAUCUGGAGAUGUUGGUUUUACAUCAUAAUCGCUUUCUUUGCAACUGUGAUGCUGUGUGGUUUGUCUGGUGGGUUAACCAUACAGAUGUUACUAUUCCAUACCUGGCCACUGAUGUGACUUGUGUAGGUCCAGGAGCACACAAAGGUCAAAGUGUCAUAUCCCUGGAUCUGUAUACGUGUGAGUUAGAUCUCACAAACCUGAUUCUGUUCUCAGUUUCCAUAUCAUCCGUCCUCUUUCUUAUGGUAGUUAUGACAACAAGUCACCUCUUUUUCUGGGAUAUGUGGUACAUUUAUUAUUUUUGGAAAGCCAAGAUAAAGGGGUAUCAGCAUCUGCAAUCCAUGGAGUCUUGUUAUGAUGCUUUUAUUGUGUAUGACACCAAAAAUUCAGCUGUGACAGAAUGGGUUUUGCAGGAGCUGGUGGCAAAAUUGGAAGAUCCAAGAGAAAAACACUUCAAUUUGUGUCUAGAAGAAAGAGACUGGCUACCAGGACAGCCAGUUCUAGAAAACCUUUCCCAGAGCAUACAGCUCAGCAAAAAGACAGUGUUUGUGAUGACACAGAAAUAUGCUAAGACUGAGAGUUUUAAGAUGGCAUUUUAUUUGUCUCAUCAGAGGCUCAUGGAUGAAAAAGUGGAUGUGAUUAUCUUGAUAUUCUUGGAAAAGCCUCUUCAGAAGUCUAAGUUUCUUCAGCUCAGGAAGAGACUCUGCAGGAGCUCUGUCCUUGAGUGGCCUGCAAAUCCACAGGCUCACCCAUACUUCUGGCAGUGCCUGAAAAAUGCCCUGACCACAGACAAUCAUGUGGCUUAUAGUCAAAUGUUCAAGGAAACAGUCUAGCUCUCUGAAGAAUGUCACCACCUAGGGCAUGCCUUGGUACCUGAAGUUUUCAUAAAGGUUUCCAUAAAUGAAGGUCUGAAUUUUUCCUAACAGUUGUCAUGGCUCAGAUUGGUGGAAAAUCAUCAAUAUAUGGCUAAGAAAUUAAGAAGGGGAGACUGAUAGAAGAUAACUUCUUUCUUCAUGUGCCAUGCUCUGUUAAAUAUUUCCCCUAGCUCAACUCUGAAAAACUGUGCCUAGGAGAAAACACAAGGUUUUGAUUUAUCUGCAUACAAUUGAGAAGAGCCACACAUCUGCCCUGAAGAAGUACUAGUAGUUUUAGUAGUAGGGUAAAAAUUACGCAAGCUCUCUCUCUCUCUCUCUGAUACUGAACUGUACCAGAGUUCAAUGAAAUAAAAGCCCAGAGAACUCUCAGUAAAUUGUUUCACUAUCAUGUAGUAUCAAGCAUGCAAUAUGCUACAAAAGCAGCUACUGGUACAGGGCAGUUGGUAGCUGCUUCAGUGCCUCUUAUCAUUUUCUUGGGGCCCAUUGAUGGGUUCUCUGGGAAAAUAGGGAAUUUUUUUUUUUUGUCAUCCAUAGACAUGGUCAACUUAUAAAUGGGGAAAAUGGAAAUAUUUUCCCCUCAAGCAAAGUGAUGUUCUUUGCAUUUGAUGACAAUUUACCUGCUGAAAUAUUCUAUGUGCAUGGCCAGAAUACUAUUUCCAAAGUAAAAUGAUCUUUAAAAUAACUUCAUUAAUUGAUGUUAGUUUAUGAACUAGUACCAAUAUUUUUCAGUAUCUAUAACCAUCAUGCAUCAAUAUCAAGUGGUUUUCAUAGUAAGCCCAAAAGGGGGUGGAAAGAAUAUGUAUUUAGGGUUAUCAGGGAAUAGGAAAAUAGAUGGAUGGUAAUUGUAUAUGUUUACUUCAGUUUGAAAAGAUGAGGGAAGAGUUGAAAGAGCUUAACAUUGGGAGAUCAUCUGAUUUUGUUUAUUUGGUUUAGGUUUUUUUUUGUUUGUUUUGUGUGUGUGUGUGUGUGUGUGUGUGUGUCCAGAAGACAUUAUCAGGAAUGAUAUACACUUCCUUUAAGACAACUCCUAUUGACCUGGAAAUCAACAAUUAAGCUGGACUAGGUGACUGGCAAUCCCGGGGAUAUGCCUGUCUCUGCUUCUUUGGAGUUUUGAGUAUCUGCCACUAAAUCUGGCAUUUUUACAUAGGUUAUGAAAAUCCAACUCUUGCAAAUAAA
Molecule: messenger RNA, 4633 nt
Organism: Mus caroli (Ryukyu mouse)
Lineage: Eukaryota; Metazoa; Chordata; Mammalia; Rodentia; Muridae
Gene: Tlr7
Product: toll like receptor 7
Biological process (GO): defense response to virus; toll-like receptor 7 signaling pathway; toll-like receptor signaling pathway
Cellular component (GO): plasma membrane
Molecular function (GO): pattern recognition receptor activity; protein binding
Source: RefSeq, a predicted model, not a curated record